CACCCAAAACCCACAACCCUUUCCCCUUCCUCUUCCUCUUCCUCUUGUAUAUAUAUAAGCACAACCCACCAAGCUUCACUUGAAUCCAACCCACAAGCCAACCCAAUUUUACUUGCCCAAAAAUGGCGUCAAACUCAAUGAGUGCUUCCAGGAACUUCAGCUCAAGCUCGUGGACGCCCAAGCAGAACAAGUUGUUCGAGAAGGCACUGGCCCUCUACGACAAGGACACCCCUGACCGCUGGCAGAAUGUGGGUAGGGCUGUUGGCAAAUCCGCUGAGGAAGUCAAGUCCCACUACGAGCUCCUCGUCAGCGAUCUCAGGGCUAUCGAGUCCGGUCGGAUUCCAUUCCCCAAUUAUAAGCCAAGUGGCAACGCCAACUGAUCAUUUGAGCCCCCCCUCUCCUCUCCAUAAGCACUCAGGUAGCAGAAAGGGAAGAACAGUACUCCAACUUUUCUCCUCCACCAGAGCAGAGCAGGUCCAAUGCCAAGUAUUGCAAAUGAUUUCUAUUUAAUUAAAUUAAGAGUGGAUUAGCAGAUAUUUGUGAAGGUUGAGCUCAGAUUUUAAUGCAAAGAAGUUGUCGGGAAAAGACACUAAUCUUCUCCUCCUUUUUGUUCGGUUUUUACAAGAAUCAAAAUUGUAAUUUUCCUUAUUACGUGUUCUCUUUCUUACUUCAUGCGUGUAAUAUGUUUGUAUUAUUCCCUUCUUCUUAUGGAUCCGGAU
Linum tenue is the source of this 719-nucleotide messenger RNA. The record is from the annotation of a GenBank genome assembly. NCBI's taxonomy places the organism in Eukaryota, Viridiplantae, Streptophyta, Magnoliopsida, Malpighiales, Linaceae.